GGAAGCAAUAAUUCCUCCUCUCGCUCCCUGACCGCAAAACGUGUGUCGGGACCGAUGUGUGUAAUCCUCUGCAUGAAUGUUGGUAGGCUACGGACAGUUUUUUGAGUAGAAAUAACGGAAAAUCAUUAAAACAAGACCCGACUUUUACAUUUAACUGUUAAGGUUAAACAACGUUUGUGUAAACUCUAGUACCUGUUGAAGACGAUGGCUCAAACCAUACUUAUACGGACCUUCAUUCUAUUGGUAUUUUUCGCUGUGGAGUCCUCCACAGCUACGAUUAAUACUGUUAAUGGUACUAGGAGUAUUGUCAGGACAUUCGCUGGACAUUUCCUGACCGUUAGGCCUACAGACGAGCCCAUUGACUACCUGGAUGUCCAAGAAGGUAGUGGCUCAGGCAUAGAUCCAGCGCCCAAAAAGACAUCUGGCCACCACCAUGAGGUGAAGAAGCAAUACUACAUAAGUGAAGAGGCCAAGCAGUACCUCACUGGCCCUAUGGUGACAGUCUUCAUUCCCACCAUGUACCUUCUAGUCUUCAUCAUUAGCGUACCUUUAAACCUCCUGGCAGUUGGCAUGUUCCUGCGUCGAGUCACGCCCAAGAAGCCGGCAGUGAUCUACAUGCUUAACCUAGCCUUUGCCGACCUGCUGUUUGUACUGCUCCUGCCCUUCCGCAUCUCCUACCACUACCACGGCAACAACUGGAUUUACGGCUCGGGUUUGUGCCGCGUCGUCACCGCGGCCUUCUACUGCAACAUGUACUGCUCCGUGCUCCUGAUGAUGUGCAUCAGCAUCGACCGCUUCAUGGCGGUGGUCUACCCCAUCGACUCACUGGUGUGGCGCAACCCGCGGACGGCCAGCGUGGUUUGCGGGGCCAUGUGGGUGCUGUCGGUGGGCGGCGUGAUACCGCUUGUCACCUCGGAGCAGACCAUGCACCUGGCGGACAUGGACAUCACCACGUGCCACGACGUGCUGGACAUCCACAAGCUGCGCACCUACUACCUAUAUUUUUUCCCCGUCUUCUCUGCCCUCUUCUUCUUCAUCCCCUUCAUCUUCACCACCGUGUGCUACGUGCGCAUCAUCCAGGCGCUAUGCACCGCCGACGUGGCGAACGGUUUCAAGAGGACGCGCGCCAUCUUCAUGGCCAUCACCGUGCUCACCGUCUUUGUGGCGUGCUUCACGCCGACCAACAUCAUCCUGCUGGCGCACUACGUGCGCUUCACGCACCACCACACGGAGAGCUCGUACGCCGCCUACCUGCUGGCCAUGUGCCUGGGCAGCGUCAGCUGCUGCCUGGACCCGCUGGUCUACUACUUUGGCUCGUCGCAGUGUCAGAAGCAGGUGGCGACGCUACUCCGCUGUGGGAGCGCCUCCAGCCUGGAGAGGGGCUCGCAGACCAGCAGCAGCACCACCCGGACCAGCAGGAUCGAUGCCAUCAAGAGCAACAUGAGCAGCCAGUACAGGAAGCUGAUGGGCUGAGCCUUUUGCCCCAGAGUUGACGCCUGGCGGAGCAUCGAGACUGACAUGGGGGUUGUCUGUGUAUCGGGGACUGAGUCAAGGGAUCUAGUGCCAGGGAUGCUAGUUACCCUGGUCAUAGACUAGUGUUUUCAAUUCAGCUUCAGGGCAUCCAGAGCAUGCCAUGUUUUGGGCUCUGUCUGCUCUAAAACUCCUCAAAUCCAGAUCAGAUCCAGAGUCUGCCAUGAUCUUUGCUAGGUUAGGAGUGAAGAGCAGUGAGAGAUCCAAAUCAUGUAGUAGCAGUGUUUAGAAAUUACGGUGUUGCUGAAGGAGGGCAGGAAUGGGGCAGGAGAUGGCAAUAAUGAUUUGUGAAAUUGUGACCAAUUAUACGCCCUUUAUAUGGCUUUCAGUAGCCAUUCACACUGGCUGGUACAGUGUUUUUUUUUGUUCUUGCCACUUUUGUGUAUUGGUCCCAAAAUUAUUUGGACUCUAAUUUUGUUUGAAAUGGACAAAGACUACUGUAAGUAGUUAUCAACAUUAACCAUCAGGUUUGCUACUUCUACAGUUUACAUUACAUUACGUUACAUUACAUAGCUAGCUUAUAUUUUUCAGUUUCUAUGCCAUAUGUACAGUGUAUCAUACAGUUUAUGUUUUUAGGCUCCUCGCAUGGGCAUGGCAACGGUCUAUUUAGACCAGCCCCUGUCUGAAGGUUACAUUCCAAUUCUGAACUGAAGACAAUGGCCUUCAGCAUUUGUUUUCUUGGGGGAGUGGGGGUUGAAAGCUAUACUGUUUAAUUUGUUAACCAUGUAUAUGUUGAGUCUUUAAGCUACAAAGAUUUUCAACACUUUUGUUCAUGUUUGCUCGGAUGAACUGAAAUGCUAGUAGCCAAUAUAUAUUUUAUUGAGCUAACUGGGUAGGCUGGUCUGCCCACUGUUCAUCAAUGUGCAAUGUGCCAAGUCUUCAGCUAUAUGUAUGAUGCUGAAUAUACCACAGCAUCCAUUUCCUCUUUUACCCAGCUCUUCCUAUUUUAAAGUCCUAACACAUUGCAGUUCAUCCUAAAUAAAGUAUUAAAAACAAUUACCACAAUU
Molecule: messenger RNA, 2537 nt
Organism: Alosa sapidissima (American shad)
Lineage: Eukaryota; Metazoa; Chordata; Actinopteri; Clupeiformes; Clupeidae
Gene: f2r
Product: coagulation factor II (thrombin) receptor
Exons: 2
Coding region: 205-1473 (422 amino acids)
Biological process (GO): positive regulation of blood coagulation; positive regulation of Rho protein signal transduction; thrombin-activated receptor signaling pathway
Cellular component (GO): membrane
Molecular function (GO): thrombin-activated receptor activity
Source: RefSeq, a predicted model, not a curated record